Carica papaya (papaya) is the source of this 1893-nucleotide messenger RNA. RefSeq names its product plant/protein (DUF793). The record is from RefSeq and is a predicted model, not a curated record. Lineage: Eukaryota; Viridiplantae; Streptophyta; Magnoliopsida; Brassicales; Caricaceae.
AUAAAAUCCCUUGUCUUCCAUUAGGGUUUCUCAUCUCCUCAUCUCUUCUCUUUCGUCUUCCUCUGGACGAAUCAAAUGUAAUGCACACUCCUGAUCUUUAAAAGGCUUUGGAAUUGACGUUGCAGGAUCCGUAAUUUUUUUUUUCGGUUUCAUUUCUCGUGAGUGUGAUUAAAGGUUUUUGUUUUAAGAGGGGGGCCAUUGUCGAUUUUGGGAUAAAUUCUAUGUGAGAAUGCCAGCUACGGACUAUCAGGGAUCUUCUAGUCGUUCGGUACUGAUUUUGCGGCGCGAUCAGGUCCAUUCGAUGGAGGGGGCGAACGAGGUUAGGAGUCACGAGGUGGAGCUGGAAGCUUUUCAGAAGCAGGUGACUGAUCGGUUUGUAGUUUUGUCGUCGGCGACUUCAGAGGAGUUGCUCUCGCUGGCGUGGGUGCGAAAGCUCCUAGAUGCGUUUCUUUGCUGCCAGGAGGAGUUCCGGGUCGUUCUCUUCAAUAACAGGUCUCUCAUUCACAGACCUCCAUUGGACCGCCUUGUCGCCGACUUUUUUGAGCGCAGCGUCAAGGCCCUUGACGUCUGCAAUGCGAUCCGUGACGGGAUUGAGCAGAUCAGGCAGUGGCAAAAGCUCCUUGAUAUCGUGAUUUGUGCCUUGGAUAGCAAGCAGAGGGCUCUCGGGGAAGGCCAGUUUCGUCGGGCAAAGAAGGCUCUAAUAGAUUUGGCAAUCGGCAUGCUCGAUGAAAAGGAUUCCGGCGGGACACUGGCUCACAGGAACCGGUCCUUCGGCCGCAACAACAACAGCUCCUCGUCCAAGGACCAUCAUCAUCGUUCCAUCGCUCACUUCCGAUCUCUGUCUUGGAGCGUCUCGAGGUCUUGGUCUGCCGCCCGGCAGCUGCAGGCCAUCGGAACCAACCUGACCGUUCCGCGCGGGAACGAAAUUGUGGCUACUAAUGGGCUUGUGGUGCCCAUCUAUACCAUAGGUUCGGUUCUAUUGUUCGUAAUGUGGGCUCUCGUGGCUGCUAUCCCCUGCCAGGACCGUGGUCUGCAGGUCCAUUUCUAUAUUCCGAGGCAUUUCACCUGGGCGGCGCCAAUUAUGUCGCUCCAUGAGAGGAUUCUGGAGGAAUCGAAGAAGAGGGAUAGAAAGAAUUCCUGUGGGUUGUUGAAGGAGAUUUAUCAGAUUGAGAAAUAUUCAAGGCUUCUUAGUGAAUUGGCUGAUUCGGUACAGUUCCCAUUGGCUGAGGACAAGGAAGGAGAGGUGAGGCAGAGAGUACAAGAGUUGGCGCAGGUUUGUGAAACAAUAAAAGAGGGUUUGGACCCCUUGGAACGACAAGUUAGAGAUGUGUUUCAUAGGAUUGUCCGCAGCCGAACUGAGGGGCUUGACUCGUUAGGAAGGGCUCACAAUGAGUAAUUUUCUUUUGGCUGAUUAUUCUGGUUUAUGGCAGAAUAUGGAAACUUUUGCAAACUGGCUUCUUGAAAUGCAACGGAGAUUCAGACAAGCAGGAAUAGAGAAGAAAAAAUGGAGUCAUAUUCUGAAAAUAAAGAUGGUAAGAAGGGAAAUUUUUCAAUGUAUUUAUCACCAUAUAUCGUGUAAAGAAAAUUAGGAUAUGAAAUCGGACUUUCGUGGUCCUGGUGCUGAUGCCUAGCUUGUAUUGCUGUCGUAUAAUCAGGCUCUGAGUCAAGUGCAUCAUGUUGGUGUAGCUGAUUUCAUGGUUUUGUUUCUUUUUCAUUUGGUACAUAACGUUUGUGUUCUAAAGAGGAAAUUGUUAUAACUUCUUGUUACUAAAUGCUGUAUCUCAUUGCCAAUCAUUCAGCAAAGCAAAGGGUUGUUGCUGUUUAUGAUUAGCCCCUUCAGAUUUCUGAACCUGCAGAGUUAUCUUUGUCAUCAGAGCAUGAAUUUUACCAUUU